This is a messenger RNA of Wyeomyia smithii (pitcher-plant mosquito), 1931 nucleotides long. Its product is annotated as ras-related protein Rap-2a-like. Gene Ontology annotation, molecular function: GTPase activity; GTP binding. Bases 769 to 1503 code for a protein of 244 amino acids. The record is from RefSeq and is a predicted model, not a curated record. The transcript has 3 exons. Lineage: Eukaryota; Metazoa; Arthropoda; Insecta; Diptera; Culicidae.
GACCUACUUGCGGGUGAAAGCUACUAGAGUUCGCUUUGUGUGUAAACAGGUUGAGCGCGUACGAAAGUUUAUUCGGUUUAUUUGCAGCUUUCGACGUUGUUGUUCGGUAACACGAUACCUGAAUCGUAUAUCAAGUUCUCAAGUGCUUUUGGAGUGGGUUAAUUGACAGCAUCAACAAGUCAAAUUUUGAAACAGUCUAGACCAUUUCGCUAGCAGAGGCUAUUUGAUUGCCCCUGACACAGAUUUUCCACCCAAGAGACAAGUAAAACUCUUGGGAAAGUAACUCUCGGUUGGCUUGACUGUGUGUAGUGCAUGCAACGAAGAAGUGGACUCUGUGGUUGAUUAGGACGAUAACGAGGACACUAACGUCAACGAUGGCGCCGAUGGUAAGCCAUUAAGGCGAGGGUUAGUAGAUAAGGAAAAACUAACGAACAUAAAGUGGGGGACAGCUGGCGUGUGUUUGCAAGUUUGGGAUUCCAAUUCCGGGAGCUAGCCUCAUAUUAUUAAAUUGUUUGCUGUGUAUAAGUGAAACUAACCUGGAAUAAACGAUAGCGUUCGAGCAGGCGUUACAAGUUUCGUUUUUGCAAUUUGGAAACCAUAGGUCCAGAUCUUCACCUUCAUUCGAUAUCGACAAAUUUCAGUUCAAUUCUCGAAAGCUUCGGGCGGUCUUUCCAGCAAGUAAACCGGCACCACCGGAUACGAAGAAAUUUAAUUUUCUCAACCCGACCAGUGCAGAAAAAAGCCGCAAAAAUUGCUCUCAUACAAACAAUGCCCGGAACCUGCCAAAGGCUCCGCAUCCCGUCGCUAGGUAGCAACAAGUCGACCAAGAAUGAUUGCUGCCUGCAGGAACGGUCGACCGCACCGAAGCGGGAGUGUCACCGGGUGACGAUGAUGGGGGCGGCCCGGGUUGGCAAGUCAUCCAUCAUUUCGCAGUUCCUGUACGAGAAGUACUUGUCACGGUACAAGCAGACAAUAGAGGAGAUGCACCGAGGUGAGUACGAACUGCCGGACGGUUCCUGCCUGACGCUGGACAUACUGGAUACCUCCGGAUCGUAUCAAUUUCCGGCGAUGCGGGCUCUGUCUAUUAACACGAGCGGCGCUUUUCUGCUGGUCUACGCCGUCGACGAUGAGGAGACCUGGCACGAAGUCGAACGGCUGCGAGAACAGAUUGUGGAAGUUCGCGGCCUGUGCGUCCCGAUUGUAAUCGUCGGUAACAAAUGUGACGUGCCGGAGGAGAACCGCCAGGUGUCGGUGAAUGUGGCCCAAACUAAGGCCACCCUAGAGUGGGGCUGUGGUUACGCGGAGUGCUCAGCAAAGAACAACGAGGGCAUACUGACCGUUUUCAAGCAAUUGCUGCGACAGGCCAACAUCGAGUACAACCUCAGUCCGGCGGUCCGGCGUCGAAGAAAGUCCCUGCCCAGCUACACUGGCCAGAUGCACCAGAAAGGAUCGACCAACUCGGCCAAGUACUAUCUGAAGCGGCACUCGUGUUCGGUUCAGUGAAUCCAGCAGGCGAUCGGAAAGUUGCAAGAACGGAGAAUGCGUAGGAGAGUCGUUCUAAAGAAGCAAAGUGAUUAAACCUUUGGAAUGAGGAGAUUUCAAAUGACGACAACUUUAUGGUCUGAGCAUCGAAACGAAAUACGCACUUGUACUACAGGUGACAGCAGGGUGGGACUUUUUAUAUGUGUACUCCUAUUAGCCCAUUGGAUGUUUGAUACGAAACAGUAUUUUUUGGGGUUAAAGAAGUAUAUGGGAUUUGCUGUCAUUAUUAUUGUCAUGAAAUGUUUGUAAGCGAUUGUGCACACUCAGAACAUUCACAUAAAAAUCAGAAGAUAACUAAUUUUAAUUGGGAACAUUUACGAGCAUGGUCGAAAUUUUUAGGAAGAUUAUACACCAAAACUUAUAAAAAAUGUUACAUUGAUAGAAAAUUA